AUGCCUCUGCCCGAUCCACAAAGCUAUACUGCGGGUCCUUCUCGUACGCAAGAUUCUGCAAUCAAAAUUGGUAAUCGGGCGCUCUUUCCUCAAACAGAACUCAUCCUCACGACUGUACGGUCGAUUCUGAUCGACACUUCAGGUCCUAUCAUACCAAGACCAGCCAGAAAGAUCCCGCGGCAUAUUGUUGUCCUCAUUUGUAUGGCACUUAUGUUCCUCCAACGGAUUGUCAAUAUCGCAGUUUCUUUACACGUUCUUAAUGUUACAAAUGGACUUUCCAACAACUGA
Molecule: messenger RNA, 288 nt
Organism: Hymenoscyphus albidus
Lineage: Eukaryota; Fungi; Ascomycota; Leotiomycetes; Helotiales; Helotiaceae
Source: the annotation of a GenBank genome assembly